CUCUCACAGCAUGACAUAAGAAGGUUAGGGGUAGAUGGAAACAUUGGAGCUGCAAUGAAAGUCAAACACCUUUCCAAAGACUUCCAGAUCGUAUCCACCAAAACUAAACCCCCAAACUAUAGCUCUGCGGGCCCACAUGGCUGGUCACAGAACCUCUCCCUACCCUUGGAUCAGUCACAGUUACACUCCAAACCCAAGCCCCCCAUGAGAGCACCUAUCAAAGCUAAGAAGACCUUUGGCUGGGGAAACUUCUACCUCAACAUCAAAACCACCAAGUUCAGCCUGCUGGUGACAAGUAAGAUAGUGGACCACAUCAACGGCACCUUCAGUGUGUACUUCCAUCACAAUUCGUCCCAUCUGGGGAAUAUCUCAAUGAGCAUUGUUCCUCCCUCCAAACCCGUGGAAUGGGAUGAUGUGGGAAGCCCGGAGCACCAGUUCCAGAAUCAGCCACAGUCUACCAUCAAUGAGCACCUGCAAGAGAUGAAGGCCCUCAACUGCAGGGUGGAGUACCAGAGGACCAACCGGGCCAAGAAGACCAAACCCUGCCUCUAUGACCCCUCCCAGACCUGCUACUCAGAACACACUCAGUCUCACGCCGCCUGGAUCUGUGCCAAGCCCUUCAAGGUCUUCUGUGUAUUCAUCUCUUUUCUCAGCACCGACUACAAACUGGUGCAGAAGGUCUGUCCAGACUACAACUUCUAGGCAGAUCUCCAGCAAUUUGGUGGACGAGGAUAGUCGAUGAACUAGAAAGGUUGAUAAGGCAUGUUUUUCUACAUCUCCUAUCCCAGUGGAGAAAGGGGCUUGCGCUGAACGGCAAGGAUGGAUGGUCCCACACCAACAUUCAGGCCUCACACAGACAUUCAGAUGGAGAGCUUUGUGUUUAGUAGAAUGGAAGUCAGCAACAUAUGGACAAUAACCUAAAACAAAUAUAUUCACCACUGAAGGGUAGAAGACAGAAGAUCAAGUAGGAUAAUAGUAAGAUUAUUUUGUAAACUAUUUGUGGUAAAAUAUUGACUUGGGGGGAGUGAUGCCCUAUGUGCAUGCCAAUUCCAGCACAACUCUAAUCCCUGCUUUUGUUACUUGUGGUUAUGUUUGGGGAAGUGUUCUGCUUAUUUGUCACACGUUGCCCCUUACAUGAACAUUCACUGUUAGUUUGGGGGUAUCCUAACGCAACCAAGGCAAGGUACCUGGAUGUUGAUUGAGUUUGGUCAUACUGUAUGAUUCACAUACGGAAUCUACAUUUGAUUUAAUUUUACAAGCAGAUAUGAAAUGAUGUAUGAUGGAAAGCAAAAUGUAGAUUUGAAAUGCAUAUUAAAAUGAGUAGUUUUUUUGC
Messenger RNA from Oncorhynchus nerka (sockeye salmon), 1333 nucleotides. Its product is annotated as neurexophilin-4-like. Lineage: Eukaryota; Metazoa; Chordata; Actinopteri; Salmoniformes; Salmonidae. The coding region runs from base 55 to 702 and encodes 215 amino acids. Gene Ontology annotation, molecular function: signaling receptor binding. The transcript has a single exon. The record is from RefSeq and is a predicted model, not a curated record.